Sinocyclocheilus rhinocerous is the source of this 1020-nucleotide messenger RNA. Its product is annotated as tumor necrosis factor ligand superfamily member 6-like. Bases 25 to 831 code for a protein of 268 amino acids. NCBI's taxonomy places the organism in Eukaryota, Metazoa, Chordata, Actinopteri, Cypriniformes, Cyprinidae. The record is from RefSeq and is a predicted model, not a curated record. The transcript is spliced from 4 exons. Gene Ontology annotation, cellular component: membrane. Gene Ontology annotation, biological process: extrinsic apoptotic signaling pathway via death domain receptors; positive regulation of canonical NF-kappaB signal transduction; immune response. Gene Ontology annotation, molecular function: tumor necrosis factor receptor binding.
CACACACCUCUGAGCUCUGCAGACAUGAGCAGUAACUCUGGCCACCCGUCCCGGCCGGUGUUCAUGGUGGAUUCUGGCAGAGGUCACCCUAACCAACAUCGGUAUUACCAUCAGCAGAUGCCUAGACACGCAGAGCCAGAACUGGUGCCCUGCUGGACGUUCCCCCCUGCCCGAGCUGAGAUGAAGAAAAGGGGCUGGGGGGGAACGAAUGCUGGGAUGGCCUGGGUACUGACACUGAUACUCCUGCUGGUUUUUGCAGCCCUGGGACUGGGAACCUAUCAGAUCCUGAGGUUACAGACUGAAGUGCAACGGCUGUCACAGGAAAUGCCCGCACAAAUGCAGAGCAGCGCUCCACAGAGACAAGUUGGCCUGAAUCCUGCUGAGCUGAACAGGAACAAACUUAAAUCUGCUGCACACUUGAUAGGUCGUGGAGACCAGAGCACAUCAUCUGGUAUUCUGACGUGGGAAGCAAAACUCGGCGAGGCCUUCACAGAAGGCGUCAAGUACAUCAACGGUGGCCUUCAGGUCAACGAGACCGGUUUGUACUUCGUUUACUCCCGCGUGGAGUUUCUUUCACCCAAGUGCAACCCCGAAGACUUUUACGUUCACAAAAUGCGUCUGCAGAGAAACAGCCACAACCGUACAAUCAUGGAAGAUCACCGAGAGGGCUUCUGUUCUGCAGGGAGCAAAAAGCCGUGGAUGACCGGGAGUCACAUAGGCUCGCUUCAGCAUCUCAAGGAAUCCGAUUGGCUGUUUGUCAAUGUCUCACACCCCCAUCUGCUCAGCAAAAAUUAUCACAGCAACUAUUUUGGCCUCUUCAAGACUCACUGAUCAGUUAGGGGAUGCUUAGGGCACGAUUGUGAGUUCAGAUGAAGAGGUCAGCAGUCUCUGGACUACCUUGAGAUCCUCAGAGCUUCAUUGCAAUGCAAUCUGUCUGCUUGGCAUUGUCAAAUCACAUUUGAUUUUGAAUGUAUCGGUUGCCUGUGGCUGUUAAGUUCUUUUGGAAAGUUGUGUAGAAGA